UCGACUCCUGCCCCGAUCCAACGCUCGCUGGUCCCGUACUGCAGCUGCCCCAGCCCGGCUAGCUGUAGUCUGCACUCGAGUCCCCGGCAAGCCCCCACUCCGCGUCUCAAGGUCGUUCCAGCUGCUCCAAGCGCCCCUGGUGCCCUGGGAACGAUCCAUCCGCUCCGCGCGGCUCCCGCUGCGUUUCCGGAGCGCCGGCCUGUGAGCCCGCUCGCUGCUCCCCGGUACUGUCGGGGGGCCCACCCGCCUGCACCCUGGAGCGCCGGACCACGAGCCUCUGCCAAAUCCUCUGGAUUCUCGCUGCUGUGGGCAGCGGCUGCAGCGCCUGUCCGCCCGAGGGAGGACCUUUGCCACUGCAUUUGCCCGGUAACUCUGGCUGCACCAUAUACCCGUUGGGUAAAACGGGCACCCCAGGAACAUGGCAGACGAAGACCUCAUCUUCCGCCUGGAAGGCGUUGAUGGCGGCCAGUCCUCCCGGGCUGGCCAUGUUGGCGAUUCUGACGUGGACAGCGAUGAUGAGGAGGGUUACUUCAUCUGCCCCAUCACAGAUGACCCCAGGUCAAACCAGAAUGUCAAUUCCAAGGUUAAUAACUACUACAGCAACCUAACAAAAAGUGAGCAGUAUGGCUCUAGUGGGUCCCCGGCAAGCUCCUUCCACUUCAAGGAAGCCUGGAAACACGCCAUCGAGAAGGCCAAGCACAUGCCCGACCCCUGGGCUGAGUUCCACCUUGAAGACAUCGCCACAGAGUGUGCUACUCGGCACAGGUACAAUGCUGUGACUGGGGAAUGGCUUCAAGAUGAUGUUCUGAUCAAGAUGGCAUCUCAGCCCUUCGGCAGAGGAGCCAUGAGGGAGUGCUUCAGGACGAAGAAGCUGUCCAACUUCCUGCAUGCCCAGCAGUGGAAGGGAGCCUCCAACUACGUGGCAAAGUGCUACAUUGAGCCCGUGAGCAGAGAGGUGUACUUUGAGGAUGUGCGUCUACAGAUGGAGGCCAAACUCUGGGGAGAGGAAUAUAAUCGACACAAGCCCCCCAAGCAGGUGGACAUCAUGCAGAUGUGCAUUGUGGAGCUGAAGGACAGGCCGGGCAAGCCCCUCUUCCACCUGGAGCACUACAUUGAGGGCAAGUACAUCAAGUACAACUCCAACUCAGGCUUUGUUCGUGAUGACAACAUCCGCUUGACUCCGCAGGCCUUCAGCCACUUCACAUUUGAGCGUUCUGGUCAUCAGCUGAUAGUAGUGGACAUCCAGGGAGUGGGCGACCUUUACACUGACCCACAGAUCCACACGGAGACAGGCACUGAUUUUGGAGAUGGCAACCUAGGUGUCCGGGGGAUGGCACUCUUCUUCCACUCUCAUGCCUGUAACCGGAUUUGCACAAGCAUGGGGCUCGCUCCCUUCGACCUCUCGCCACGGGAGAGAGACACAGUGAAUCAGAACACCAAGCUGCUGCAAUCAGCCAAGACCAUCUUGAGGGGGACAGAGGAAAAGUGUGGAAGUCCCCGAGUAAGGACCCUCUCUGGCAGCCGGCCCCCUCUGCUCCUUCGCCUUUCAGAAAACUCUGGAGAUGAGAACAUGAGCGACGUGACCUUUGACUCUCUCCCUUCCUCCCCGUCUUCAGCCACACCACACAGCCAGAAGCUAGACCAGCUCCAUUGGCCACUGUUCAGUGAUCUUGAUAACAUGGCACACAGAGACCAUGACCAUCUGGACAACCACCGGGAUUCUGAGACUAGUGGAGACAGUGGAUACCCCAGUGAGAAGCGGGGUGAGCUGGAUGACCCUGAGCUCCGAGAACAUGGUCACUCCAACAGCAGUCGGCGGUAUGAGUCUGACGAAGACAGCCUGGGCAGCUUUGGACGGGUUUGCGUGGAGAAGUGGCAUCUCCUCAACUCUUCUCGCCUCCACCUGCCAAGGGCUUCAGCUGUGGCUUUGGAAGUGCAAAGGCUUAAUGCUCUGGACCUUGAAAAGAAAAUUGGGAAGUCAAUUCUGGGGAAGGUCCAUCUGGCCAUGACACGCUACCAUGAGGGCAGGCGCUUCUGUGAGAAGGAUGAGGAGUGGGACCGCGAGUCAGCAGUCUUCCAUCUGGAGCACGCAGCUGACCUGGGCGAACUGGAAGCCAUCGUGGGCCUGGGACUCAUGUACUCACAGCUGCCCCACCACAUCCUGGCGGACGUCUCCAUGGAGGACACAGAACAGAAUAAAACAAAAGGAUUUGAUUACUUACUAAAGGCAGCCAAAGCUGGUGACAGACAGUCCAUGAUCCUGGUGGCACGAGCUUUUGACACCGGGCAGAACCUCAGCCCAGACAGGUCCCAAGACUGGGUGGAGGCCCUGCACUGGUACAGUGCUGCCCUGGAGAGGACCGACUGUGAUGAGGGUGGUGAGUACGACGGGAUGCAAGACGAGCCCCGGUACUUGCUGCUGGCUAGGGAGGCCGAGAUGCUGUUCAUGGGUGGCUGUGGUCUGGAGAAGGACCCACAGAGAUCAGGGGACUUGUACACCCAGGCGGCAGAGGCAGCCAUGGAAGCCAUGAAGGGCCGGCUAGCCAACCUGUACUACCAGAAGGCAGAGGAGGCUUGGGCUCAAAUGGAGGAAUGACCUACAGGAGGAUCCCUGUCAGCUAGUCCCAAGCCAACCGGCUAGGAGGACACACACACACAAAGAUUUAUUUAGUUUGGAGAAGGAAAGCGUUUUUCGUGUGUUGUACAUCAACUUUUGUAUUUCAUUUUUUAAUUCUUCAAAAUGUCUUGGCUACUAGCAGAGACAUUAUAGCUGUCCCCUGGGGCAGUAGUUUGGGGGGAGUGAGGAUUUAAAAAAGCAGCCUAAUGAACCAAUUUAUCUUUUUGAGGUUCUAUUUUUACUUCCUUUUUUUGUCACGAAAUGUAAGAAAGCGCUUUUUGCCUUGGAUGGACAAUAUUAGGGCUCUGCUCUCCGGCCUUUUCAGGCUGGACUGAAAUCUCAGGCCCACGGAGCCCUGUGUUUUGUAAAUCAGGAAGGGGAAUCUAGGGCUGCAUAGUAACUUUUUAGGGGAUGCAUAUUGUUGUCACUUAGUAUGAAGUCUUCUUUCUCAAGGCAUUUGGAAGUGUGCAUGGCAUUUUUUGGUGGAUGUGAAAUUGUACAAUACCCAAACCCCCUUUUGCUUCAGGGAUGGGCUCACCUUCUGGCUGUUUUCUAAACUUUUAGUUCAACUUCCUCCCCCAUGCUACUGAUUUUCUGGCCUACAGUCAAAUGCUGUUUUUUAAGCAUGCUUUCUACAGUGGGCUUUACAAAACAGUUUUGAUAUUUGUAUGCGCACAUUUACUACCUCUAACUCCUAUAUCAGCUAGUGUGGAAGAGGGUGCACCUCAAAGCUUUUACAUGUAAGGACAGUGGCUUGGAAUGUUGGAACCCUGCCUCCCAAGCUGACACGUACUGUGCAUCUCAGUGGCAGCUUCCACAACGUGACUAAAGUGUCCCUUGUACAGUAUUCCUCAAUGUUUUCUUAGCAUUGUUAUGUAGAAUCUGUUCCCCAAUCCCUGUCUUGGGGAUUUUCUGCUUGAAGCUGUGUUGAUUUUUUUGUAAUUUGCAGCAGGAUGCUUUCAGCAGCAGCCCAUUGAGAUUUUAUCUAAGAUGUCUGAGAAUAAAAGGGCAAGAACUAUAAACACUCAUUAAUUCAAGUAGUUUCCCUAGGGCCAGGCUAUGGUUAUCUUUAUUUAACAAGCUUUUCCUUUAAAUGGAGUUAUGAUUUCAUGUGAGGGCGAUUUCAUUUGGUGUUUCAAAAUAGCAAACAGAAUGCUUUGAUCAACUCUAAAUACUAAAGCAGCCUCUCUUUCUUUCUUUAAAAAUCAAAACAU
Messenger RNA from Otolemur garnettii (small-eared galago), 3831 nucleotides. It is a transcript of the gene EEF2K, whose product is annotated as eukaryotic elongation factor 2 kinase. Bases 419 to 2596 code for a protein of 725 amino acids. The transcript is spliced from 18 exons. Gene Ontology annotation, biological process: protein phosphorylation. The record is from RefSeq and is a predicted model, not a curated record. NCBI's taxonomy places the organism in Eukaryota, Metazoa, Chordata, Mammalia, Primates, Galagidae. Gene Ontology annotation, molecular function: calmodulin binding; elongation factor-2 kinase activity; ATP binding.